CAGAUUUGUGUGUGUGAAAACACGUGAAUGAGAAAAUGUGUAGAAUGAUGAGUGACAUUACACGUAUUGUUUAUAUAAGUUGUGGAAAGCACAAGAUAGGAUGUGUUUCAGAGUUUACUUCCUGCUUUAAAAUCAUUUGCAAAGUUCAGACAUUUGACAAACUCAAGAGAUUGGUGUUGCUGUUGUUAUUGUGUUAGACCGAAAGUUGUUUGUUUUUCUCCUUGGUGAAACUGCUUCCAGUUCAUAUAAAUGAAAGAAACGAGUUUAAUACACAUGAAGAAAGAAUAAAAGGAAAGAAAAACAAAAAAACAACAAAGAGGAAAACCUUAAAAGAUAAAAAAGAAAAAAAAAACAAAAGUAAACAUUGUUAUAUUUGGAGGUGAAUGCAGUUUGGUUAUGGAAUCCUCUCCAGAAAAAGAAUAUUUGUGCACAUUGACCCCUGAACUUAUAAAGAAGGCUGAGAAGGAGUUAAACGAGAAACCUCAAUGGCGGGAAAGAGAUAUACAAGCUCUCAGAGAUAUGGUAAACAAGCAGCAAGAUCUCCUUGCCCGAACAGAUGACGCAUUUCUGCUCAGAUUUCUCCGUGCCAGAAAAUUUGACUAUGAUCGAGCAUUUAGCCUACUUUUGAAUUUCUACCAAAUGAAGGCUGAGAAUAAAGACUUGUUUGUUGACCUGAAACCAUCGACAAUACAGCAUGUCCUGAGGUCAGGCCUGAUUGUACCUCUGGAGCACAGAGAUCGUGAAGGACGUAAAGUGAUUGUUCUCAAACCAGGCAGAUGGAACCCAGAGAUAGUUCCACUUUUUGAUAUGUACAAAACUUGGUUUGUCAUCCUUUCAAAAUUGAUUGAAGAUGAAGAAACCCAAGUGAAUGGUAUCAUAACAAUAAUGGACCUAAAGGAUGUGGGUUGGGUCCAAGUGAGAGCCCUGAGUCCAUUUUAUGCCAAGAAAGUCACUUCAAUGAUACAAGAGUGCUUCCCACUUCGUCUGAAGGGCAUACAUUAUAUCCAUGAACCAAGCAUGUUUGAUAUUUUGUUCUCCAUUAUUCGCCCUUUUCUCAAGGAGAAGAUCGUCAAAAGGUUACAUUUCCAUGGACAGAAUGUCAGUGCUCUGCAUGAAUUUGUGUCUCCAGAAAAUCUGCCACAGGAGUAUAACGGUGUUCUCAAUGAGAUAGAUAUUGAGGCUUGGACUGAGAGUUUACUGAAGUACGAUGCUCAGUUUGAAGAAGAAUUUAAAUAUGGUUUCAAAGAACUGCAGCAAGCUAACAAAUUGGUUAUCAAAGAAGAUGCCACUGGCGAGUGCUUGAUGGGGACAUACCGCAAGCUUGAAGUUGAUUAACUCCUCUCUCUCUCUCUCUCUCUCUCUCUCUCUCUCUCUCUCUCAAUCUUGCAUGAUGCUGAUGAGGACAAUGGUGGCAGUGGCGGUGAUGAUGUAGACUGAUUUAUGUCCACAAUCUCUUGAAUAGAAAAUGAGGAGACGGUGUGGUCAGUGGGAGGGUGGGGGGAAAAACAAGAAUGUUCUUAGAGGAGGGAGGAAGGGAGGAAGUUGUUAUAUUAUCUCUAUUGUUGUUUUUUAUUUUCAUUGUUUAUAUUUUUUCUUUUAUUUUUGUAUUGUUUUCUGGUGCUGGUAAUUUACUUGAAUUUUUUUGUCCCUAUAUUUUUUAUUGUAAAUGGUAAAAAGAAAAACGCAUUUAACAAAAAAAAAAAAUUAAAAGUUUUCCUAAUUAAAUGGACUAAAUGGAGAUUUAAUGAAUUAACAGAAAAAUUAACAAAGUCAACUAAACUGAUUUUCAAACAAAAAUUUAUCAACUACAACAACAGGAAGAACAACAAUGGAUAAUAAGUAAUCAGAUGCAGAUAUUAUACAUACAGGAUAGACUUUUUAUUUUUCCUUUGACCAUGUUGUUGAUAUUCAUAAUCAGUGUCAUUACAUUUUGUGUGUGUGUAUGUGCAUAUAUCUAUGUACACACACACACACACACACACACACACACACACACACACACACACACACACACACACACACACACACACACACACACACACACACACACACACAUAUAUAUAUAGAAUGUACACACACAUGCACCUGUGUGUGUAUGUGUAUAUAUAUUGAUCACUUUUAGUGUUGCCAACUGAAAAUAAAAUAUUCCUUGCUGAGGAGGUUGAACAAGACUGAAACAUGUCUGUUGCCUCCACCAGUUGGCUUACAGAUCUGAUUCACCCUUACCCUUGCCAUACUGCAUUUUAUAUAUUUUCCAAGAAUUUCAACGAAGUGAUUUUACUA
Octopus bimaculoides (California two-spot octopus) is the source of this 2283-nucleotide messenger RNA. Its product is annotated as alpha-tocopherol transfer protein-like. Gene Ontology annotation, molecular function: phosphatidylinositol bisphosphate binding. The record is from RefSeq and is a predicted model, not a curated record. Lineage: Eukaryota; Metazoa; Mollusca; Cephalopoda; Octopoda; Octopodidae. Gene Ontology annotation, cellular component: membrane.